UUUCAGAUGAAAUGUAGAAGAUCAGAUGGAAGAGAGGAAAAGGAGGGAAGUGUCGGAGAAGCUCAUCAGUAUCCCUCCAAUAAGGGAGAAGGUUGUUUUAAAGCAACCCAACAAGAAGAAACAUGAAGAGCAUCUUGACCAACUACACACUGCAAUAUCAUCUAGAGAAGAGGAGAAGAGAAUACUACUCGAAGAACUAAGACAGGAUCGGGACCAGGUGCACUCAAUCAAGCUCAACAGAGACGAGAUAAACAAGAGGAAAAAUAUUGUAUUUGAGAAACUUGAUUUUAUUAAUAAAGAAGUUCAGAAGAAAGGAGACACAGUUCAGAAACUACGCGGAGGAAUAGUUUAUCAGUCCGAGUCGGAGAUAAACGAGCAGAUACGGAAACUAGAAUAUCAAAUUCAGAAGAACAAUUUCAAACUGGCGGAUGAGAAGAGAAUAGUUUCCGAGAUAGAUAGAUUAAAACGAUCCAAGAAGAUCUUGAAGGAUUAUAACCUAGUAAAGAAUGAGUUGGAUAGUUUAAGAAACCAACAGAGAAGUGUAAGAGAGGAGAGGGAAGCCUUGUUUAAAGAAUCAAGAGAUCUGAGGCGGAGUGAAGAGCAGUUGAGGUUUAGUAUCAAGGAUAACAGCACAAGGAUAGAAGUUCUCAAUGAGGACGUAGAUAACUUUAGAGAAGAGAAACGAUCUCUAAUAAACACCUUUAAAGAACAUGAUGCUGAGUACCGGUUGUAUCAGAAACAGAAACGGGAUGAACUUAAGAAAAAGAUUGCCGAAGAAAGCGCUAAGAAAAAUGCUGAUGAGAGGAAAGAAGAAGAAGAGAUUAGAGCUGAGCUAGAACCCUACCAUGAGGAGAAGACUCAGUGUAUCCUUCUCAUUCAAUAUUGUGAAAACUUACUGGGCUCCGGGUCUCAGGAGCCAACCCCUCUGGAUUCAAACCUUCUCCUUCUUCCGUCCUCGUCCGUUCGUCGAAGAUCUUCCGGGUUCUCCGCCUACUCCGGGUACUCUGACUCCUCCAGUAGAUAUGCUACACCAUUAGGUUGCACCCCGGUAGGAACACCUUUAAAUGGAACUCCUCCGGAUAGUUUUGAUGCUGGACAGUCUCCAGGUUUCUACAAGAAGAAGGAUGAAUCUGAGCUUCAAUUCUUUUCGGGCUCAAGGAAAAAAUCAAAGAAAGUUAAAUCUGAGAGAAAAAUGUCUUUAAAGAAGCCAUUAUCUCAUAAUACGGAAACAUUUCGUCAGUUUGGAUUAGUAAAACUAGCUCCUCCUGCAAGCCUGGGGGAGGUCAACACUGUAAUGGAACUUCUCCGAGCUAAGCUGAAACUAUACAGGAACCUAGGAGAGGAGGAGAGGAUGAGGAGAAAUGAUAUCUGUGUACCAAGUAACCUAGAAGUUCCAACCCCUGUUAUUACUGUGGAACCAUACCUCGACACUCCACCUUGUAAUAAGAACAAUCUCACGCUUAAUCUACAGAUCUCAGCCUGUCCUCAACCAGUGGUAGAAAAUACUCAAAACUGUGAUGCUAUUCGUAAAAACGGAAAGGAAAACUCGCACAGCGUUGAAAGCAACGGAGAAGAUAGAAUCCAUAUUGGACCCAAGUUGAACUGUACUGCUAAUGAAUACCAACCUAAAAUAUUAUCUGAAACCCUGGAACCCUUAAAUCCGAACCAAGCUUUACAGAUCCCUGAAAUAAAAGUUAAUGAACCUGAAGAAAAACAAAAUGGUGGAUUAGAUCCAUCAGAUUCUUGAAACAUAAUUUUACUUGACGCUGGGUGGCCAGAAGAGGAUCCUGAAGAUAUAAAAGUAUCUGCAAGUGACGAAGGGUGCUCUGUAAACAAAUCCAAAGAAUGCAUAAAUUUAGAUACAAUUGACGCAGGGUGUCAAGAAAUAAAUAAUUCUUCAGUUAUUAUAGAUUUAAAUACAAAUGUCGCAAGAUGUCCAGAAAAUAUCAUCUAAGAUUUGAAAUCGGUCACCAAUAACGUCGCACAACUAUCAUCCCAAAAUUGUCGACGCAGGGUGUCCCAAAAUGAUUGCAAAGAUGCAAAUGAAGCUACUGAUGACACUAAUAAUUAAGAAAAUAGUCUCUGCAGAUAUGCAGGGUGUUCAGAACAAAACUACCUAGCAUAUCUUCAGCAGUAAACUCUUCUCAUUGAUGUACAAUGUGCAAUGUGCCAUUAAUACUGAUUAAGAUAUUGUUAUAUUUUUUGUGCAGAACAUGGUAUUCAAACUUA
This is a messenger RNA of Eurytemora carolleeae, 2229 nucleotides long. RefSeq names its product calponin homology domain-containing protein DDB_G0272472. Lineage: Eukaryota; Metazoa; Arthropoda; Copepoda; Calanoida; Temoridae. Gene Ontology annotation, molecular function: mRNA binding. The record is from RefSeq and is a predicted model, not a curated record. The transcript has 3 exons. Gene Ontology annotation, cellular component: ribonucleoprotein complex; nuclear outer membrane-endoplasmic reticulum membrane network; endoplasmic reticulum. The coding region runs from base 26 to 1747 and encodes 573 amino acids. Gene Ontology annotation, biological process: intracellular mRNA localization.